AUGGUGCGCAAGCUCAAGUAUCACGAGCAGAAGCUCCUGCGCAAGACCGACUUCUUCACAUACAAGCAAGACGACGGCCACCGCGACAAGCUCGUCCGCCGGCGGUACAUGAUCCAGAAGCCCGAGGACUACCACAAAUAUAACCGUCUCUGCGGCUCCAUCCGCCAACUCGCCCACCGCCUCUCCCUCCUGCCCCCCGAAUCUCCCUUCCGCCGCAAACACGAAGACCUCCUCCUCCAGAAGCUCUACGACAUGGGCGUCCUCUCCUCCGCCUCCAAGCUCUCGGCUGUCGAGAACGCAGUCACAGUCAGCGCCUUUGCCCGCCGCCGCCUGCCCGUCGUCAUGACCCGCCUGCGCAUGGCCGAGACCGUCCAGGCCGCCACCAAGCUCAUCGAGCAGGGGCACGUCCGCGUCGGCACCGAGGAGGUGACCGACCCGGCGUUCUUGGUCACGCGGAAUAACGAGGACUUUGUCACGUGGGCGGUGGGCAGCAAGAUUAAGAGGAAUAUCAUGAAGUAUAGGGAUGAGCUGGACGAUUUCGAGCUUUUGUAA
Messenger RNA from Trichoderma citrinoviride, 552 nucleotides. Its product is annotated as alpha-L RNA-binding motif-containing protein. Gene Ontology annotation, cellular component: small ribosomal subunit; Mpp10 complex; small-subunit processome. Gene Ontology annotation, biological process: rRNA processing. Bases 1 to 552 code for a protein of 183 amino acids. Lineage: Eukaryota; Fungi; Ascomycota; Sordariomycetes; Hypocreales; Hypocreaceae. The transcript has 2 exons. Gene Ontology annotation, molecular function: snoRNA binding; structural constituent of ribosome; rRNA binding. The record is from RefSeq and is a predicted model, not a curated record.